AUGGACCCCGGGACAAUUUUAUCGAUCGUCCAACUUUCAUUGUCUGUUUUCGAACUGGGCUCGAAGAUCGCACGCGAGUUCUUGAGUAGAAAUGAUAGAGUCCCAGACAAACUCAAACGUCUUAACGAUCGUCUUGGACGAUUUCACAACGUUGUUAAAGAUAUAAUACAAGAGCCCCCAAAACACAAUGCAGCAUCUAGUCUCACAUUCCCGGGGGCUGAUGGUAUUAUCGAAACCCUUUCCGAAUGCAAAGAAUUUCUCCGUCAAUAUGAGUCGGCGUUGUCAUCACGUUCGACAGUCAUGGGCGCAAGCCAACGGGUUGCUCUACUUGUUGGACCGGAUAACACCAGGGUAGAUGAUCUCGAUAGGAGAAUAAUGUAUCAUUAUACGGAGCUUCAAUAUUGGAAAACCAUUGCUGUUGAAGAUGCUGUUAAGAGACUUGGCGAAUCAAUGGUCGCGAUGCAUGUCUCACCCCGAAUACCUGGUAUGACAGGGUCGCCACAACUGGAACCAUCCCCAAGAUUAGCUGGAGGACAACCAAAUGACUAUUACAUGGCCCAGAGCGCAAACCAAUCUACCUUUCCUAGGUCUCCUACCCUCAAAGCAACUCGAAAUAGCUCCCUCGCUCCAAUAAACGAGAUCGAACUCCCUUCUCCUCGAGCAGGCAACAACUAUGCCUUCGAUGUAGCGGCCCAAAGGCAAUUUUCCCGAAGUCCGGGAACUGGACCUGUUAUGGCUUACAUUAGCCAUAAUCGACAAGACACAGCCAGUUCUACUUCGACACUUGUCGAGUCUGAAUUUAAUAUAGAUCCAUUAUCGCACUCCCCGUUGUCGACAACGCCGCCGCAACAGUUCCGGGGACAGGGACACAUGGUGUGGUUGCGCAUCGGUUCCCGACGUUAUCAAUUUAGUACUAACUGUUAUCGAGCCUUUGAGAGCGAUGGUGAUAGAGUAGUCGAAUGGUACAAUGCUGGCUCUGCGGUAACAAUUUGGCAUUUUGUUCCAAAUAGGUGUUCUAUACCACAUACGAAACCUACCGACGAAAAAUUCAGAGUAUUCUUCCUUCCGCCAAGCACCAAGCACCAUUUCAGAAUAACGGGGACCGAUAACCAAACAGAGGAUCUAGAGGACAGAGCUGAAUACCAAUUUUCUCGUAAAAUAGAUAGGGAGACAUUCCAGCAGAACCUUCGAGGGUAUGAUUCUCUAGAAAUGAUAAGAGCGUCGAAAAUACACAGCGCGGCAGAGAAGGACAUCGCAACGCUGGAGCAUCUCAAAGUGUGGCGCCAGACCGACCACGACGAUAAACCGACAUUUUCCUUCGCGGCUCACGGAGUCGGCCAUCCUCUCCACCACGAGGAAUUUUACAUCCGAUGGAAAGCGACAGAAGACGGGCUCGAAAUAGAGACACCAAAGAGACGAUCCUCCACAUUCGGAGACAAAGUUAGGAAGCUAUCCGGAAGUUCUAGCCACGGGGGGUCUUCACGUCCAAGCUCGAGAUCCCGACCAUCCUCAAGUAAAGGACCCGCCCCGGUCCUCUACGAGUAUUGCCAAGGCAUAGAGCCACCGAACGAUGUUAGGAACCUAGGGCAUCUCGAGAUCGAGUUUAAGGACUCGGAACUUCGGAAAUCCUUCAUCAAAGCAUGCUACGAAGCCCACCGUCCCACCAUGGACGCCGCGAGGACCGGCACCCCGAGCCCCGCCCUAUCGCAACACGCGUAUUCGACACCCCCUAGCUUAAUACUAGGCCCACAACAAAACCCGUAUGAGUUGGAGGACUCGGCGAGGUACGAGCUGAUGGGAGACUCAGGGGGAUACGAAAUGAUGGGGAAUCCGGGGGUGUAUGAGAUGGGUGGACCGGCUUUUCAAAUCCCGUCUCCGAGCUUGACAACGCCAUAUUCACCCGGUGAGGUCCGAUUUCGUACCGAGGCGCUAUUCGCGCCGGAUCAGAUGCAUUAUACCGGGAGAGGGACUGGGGAUUAUGGGGGAUAUGAUCGAGGGCCGCUUGCGCGCGAGCCGGGAUGA
Messenger RNA from Annulohypoxylon maeteangense, 2022 nucleotides. RefSeq lists its product as uncharacterized. Lineage: Eukaryota; Fungi; Ascomycota; Sordariomycetes; Xylariales; Hypoxylaceae. The record is from RefSeq and is a predicted model, not a curated record. The transcript has 6 exons. Bases 1 to 2022 code for a protein of 673 amino acids.